AUGAAUUCUGCUAUCAACUCAAAUAAAGAAAAUGUUGGCGAUGUUGCGAAUGAUGUGUUGCAUAAUAAUAUUAUUGAUGCUACUAACAACGAAUCCUUUGUUGCUAGGGGUGAAAUAACAUCAACAAUAUUGAACAAUGGUGUUAAAGUUCAUUUCCCUCGGGCUUAUUCCCAGCCACAAUUCUUUAAAGUUGAGGCACCUGAUGUGAAAAUUGUACUCGAAAACUGUUCUCCAGAGAAUCGUUGCGAAAUAAUAUCAACAAAACUAAGAAGUGGCAUCAAAAUUCAUCUUCCACUCAUCGAAUCAAAUACCUUGUUAACAUCUGCUACAAAUAUUAAAUCUGUAAAUGAUGAUUUUUUUUCAAACCAUGAGGAAGUCGAUAUUGAAAAUAAAACUAUUUGUGCAAAUACUGAAUCUGAAGAUUCUUUAGUUCCUAUUGAUGAUAUCACCACUAAAGUUAAAACUAUAAAAAGAAAUUUAUUUUUCGAUGGCAAACCACAAACCGAUAAAAAAAUUAAAUUAGUAUCCAACAUUUUACUUCGGAAGUCAGAUGAAGAAACGUUUAAAAAUGAAAAAGUCACCAAAGGACUUUGUUACAAUUGUGUAAAAAAUAUUACAUCGUCCAGAUGUGGAGUUCGAUGUUUAACUUGUCUUCGCACAUUUCACUUCAUAUGUGCAAACACAAUCCAGGAUGGAUUAAAAUCAAAAACUUUUAAGUGUAAAAGUUGUGUGUCGAGUGAUCCUUAA
This is a messenger RNA of Psylliodes chrysocephalus, 747 nucleotides long. NCBI's taxonomy places the organism in Eukaryota, Metazoa, Arthropoda, Insecta, Coleoptera, Chrysomelidae. The record is from the annotation of a GenBank genome assembly.